Coccinella septempunctata (seven-spotted ladybird) is the source of this 564-nucleotide messenger RNA. RefSeq lists its product as uncharacterized. The transcript is spliced from 2 exons. The coding region runs from base 1 to 564 and encodes 187 amino acids. The record is from RefSeq and is a predicted model, not a curated record. Lineage: Eukaryota; Metazoa; Arthropoda; Insecta; Coleoptera; Coccinellidae.
AUGGCGAGGGAACCAUUUGCUGGUAUGAGGGCGGAUGCCUUGAAGUGGUUUUCGGGUAAUGGACUCUCUGUCAAUAAAGAGAAAACUGAAGAGUUUGUUUUCUCCUUGAAGAGGACCGAGAUAUCUUCGAACCAAGAUAGAACAUACGAAGUUCGUGAGCCGGCAAAUAAAGCAUGUAGAGUGGCAAGUGCACUUCGCGACGUCAUAUUCAACAACAAAUAUAUGAGUAAACAUUCAAAAACCAGGAUCUACAAAACUUGUGUCCGGCCUAUCAUGACAUACGCCAUAGAAACCAGAGCGGACAACAAAAGGACUAAGUCCAUCCUCAGAACAACUGAAAUGAAGAUACUAAUAACCAUAUCUGGAUAUACGCUGAGGGACAGGAAGAGGAACACAGCCAUUUUAGAAGAAUGCCAAAUCCAGGACAUUGUCAAAUGGGGAAAAGCGCGACGACGAUACUGGAACAACCACGUCAGCAGAAUGAACACGGGAAGAAUAGCUAAGAUCGCUCGAGACGGAAUCCCAAAUACCAGAAGACCCAUCGGCAGACCUCCCAAACGCUGA